Anopheles bellator is the source of this 1500-nucleotide messenger RNA. Its product is annotated as zinc finger protein 883-like. The record is from RefSeq and is a predicted model, not a curated record. Lineage: Eukaryota; Metazoa; Arthropoda; Insecta; Diptera; Culicidae. The transcript has 2 exons. The coding region runs from base 577 to 1497 and encodes 306 amino acids. Gene Ontology annotation, molecular function: RNA polymerase II cis-regulatory region sequence-specific DNA binding; DNA-binding transcription factor activity, RNA polymerase II-specific. Gene Ontology annotation, biological process: regulation of DNA-templated transcription.
ACCGCGACACCGUCACCCCACGAGUGCUCGAAGUUAAUACCGGCCUAAAACUAAAACACCGACUCCAUUCGCUGUGCGCCAGUAUGAUCCAACUUUUGUUUUCAGAUAGCGGAGGACGACGGCUUCCCGUCGCACGGGUGCGCAAAAUGUUGCCAGGAUGUUACUCUUGCGUACAGAUUCAUCCACACGUGUCGCAAGUCCGACACGCACUUGCGAACGCAGCAAAUCGAUGCAAAACAGUCCGAAGCUGAAGACUCGGAACUAUCUACCGUGGUAACGGAAGACGCGAAUGAAGAUAUCGAUUACAGCACAGAACCAUUGAUUCACAGCUCUAAACUGUUCAAAGUAGAAGCUUUAAUUGACCAACCGGAGGACCACUGUUUCGUAGACUGUGACGGAGAACUCGAUGGUGACGAUGGCAGCGGCACAGAGACCUAUGCUACUGAGUACCUUGAGGAAGAAUGCCCUGACCGAGAGGUUUCGACUGAGCACACGGAUCAAGAUCAGCGGUCUGUCUUUUGCUGUGACUUCAACUGCGUACGCCAAUUCAACACCGAAACGGAGCUUAGACGGCACAUGGCUUUACAGCAUUCGAUCGAUGGCGACGGCCAGGCAAGAAGUGAUGCUCUUCAUCGGUGUAGUAAUUGUGAUCAAUAUUUCAACGAUGCUGAAGCGCUUUCAGUUCAUUUAAAACAACUACAAUUGAAGCAAAGCAUUCUGGGCACUGUACAAACGGCCCGACAACAAGUGCAUCCUAAUCUGUUUAAUGCACCCGUGAAGAAGUGUUGCGGAUGCCUUCAAUCGUUCCAAUCGUUAGAGACGCUGUUGCAGCAUACCGAGCAGCAGCACUCGAUUCGCAAAAUGGCUCGUGACCCGAGCAGGCCGGCGCAGUGUGAAAUUUGUUACAAACUGUUUCGCUGCCACCCAAACAUGCGCUUCCACCAGAGGGUGGUCUAUCAACCGUGCAACUAUCGAUGUCACCUCUGCGACAGACUAUUCACCACGGCGAAUAAACUGUCCAGGCAUCAGAUCACGCACGACCCGAACCGCAAGUUUAGGUGCGUCGUUUGUGAUGCCACCUUUAAGGUAGAGCAGAAUCUGAAAAUGCACUCGCUGGUACACCAAGAGGAGAAACGGGAGGUGUGCAAAACGUGUGGGCUACGCUUUCGGCGGAAAUCGAACCUACGGAUGCACCAACGCACGCACAGCGACACGUACUAUCACGCCUGUGCGCACUGUGACCGAAAGUACAAGAACAAAUCGCAGCUCAGCGAGCACCUGAAGGUACACACGAAGGAACGACCGUAUCCAUGUCGGUUCUGCGAGAAGCGCUUUAUGUAUUACAGCGACUGGAAGCGCCACGAAACGACUCACACGGGCCAGUAUCCGUAUGUCUGCUCGUGCUCGAAACAGUUUAUUCGCAAAAACCGAUACACCCAGCACAUUGGCAAAUGUAAGGCCAGUGUUGAGGCGCUGGACAACGAAACAGGGAAAUAGAAA